CAAUUGGUGACCUUAAUGCAAGGAAAGGGGCGACUGUACCCUGCGUACAGCAUAAGCGGAUCAGAGGGUGAAGAUUGUCCAUCUCCGCGUUUAUACGGCUCGCAGCACACUUAUCAGCAUCCACUUUAUCAGCAGCCGGCCGGUCUCAGUGACACGCCGACGUCGGAAAACGCAUCCGACGCAACCCUGACGGAUUCGGAGCUCGCGCUCGCACGUGAUUCCACCCUGUUGGUUCACAACGGUUGUCUUCUGGACACCACUCCGAGACCUCCCGAUGUACCACCAAGAAAUCCAACCAUGAAUAGACUUAAUGGGCGUUUAGCCUCACAGCCGUCUGCGCCCAAUGAGGAUUUCGAACCAUCUUGUUUGGUGCGCACGCCGUCUGGCAAUGUAUAUAUACCGACAAAUACGUUAAAUCAUUCAAAGAAUCCAACAAUGGAUUAUAAAUCAAAUUCAUCGUGCAGUAGUCCUUCGAAAGAUAUGAAGAACUCUGAUAGAUGUGGUCUUCCAUACGGGACCCCAGUACCAGUCCUACCCGUCCGCAAUAAUUUACGCCGCCCCAACUCCAGCCAUUUUCCGCCGGCGAGUCGAUUCCAUUUUCAAAAAGGGCUCGCGUCUAAAUGCAGCUGGAAGUGCACGGCGAUAUUUUUUGUAGUUCUUUCGAUUGUUUUGAUCGCAGCGUUAACGUACGUUUCGGCUUCGAGUUUAUUAAACUGGUCAUAUCAGACGACAAAAACGUGUACAGUUUUAGUAGGCGAAAAUUCGGAAGUUCCCACGUCGAAAACGACGACAUCCGAAACAAAUCUCUCAACGUCUAGCAAACCUCGACCCAUGUCUGGAGAGAAUGAGACCGAUACCGACGUGCUAGACGUAGAGAACACUACGAGUAGCACGGAAGACGCUACCACGUAUACGGAUACCACGCCGGAAGUGACUAGCACCGAAACCGUUUCUUCCGAUGUUAGUAGUAUGAAGUUACCUUGUCUUCCUACCAUUCUUAUACUUGAAGGUGGACGAACAUUUCCGGCUCAGUCCUUCCCACCGGACGGCACCACGUUUUCUCAAAUAUCGUUAGGUCAGCGUUUAUCAAAAGAGAUUUUACCUUAUAGUUACUGGAACAUGCAGUUUUAUCAGUCGGAAGCCGCGUACGUUAAAUUCGAUUAUAACAUUCCGCGUGGUGCCAGUAUAGGCGUUUACGCCCGAAGAAAUGCGUUACCGACGCACACUCAGUAUCACAUAUUGGAGGUUUUGAGCGGAUUUAAAGCUCGCACGACCAGAGCGUCACAUCCGUCGGUGCGUAAGGAGGUCACGCAUUAUAUGGAGCAGGGGCACUGGUUUUUGUCUUUGUACAAUGACGACGGUGACGUUCAAGAGAUCGCGUUCAUUGCCACAGUUGCCGACGAUAUGACCCACAAUUGUCCGAAUGGGUGUAGCGGAAAGGGCGAAUGUUUAAUGGGGCACUGCCAAUGUAAUCCCGGCUUCGGUGGCGAUGACUGUAGCGAAAGUGUAUGCCCCGUUCUGUGCAGCCAGCGAGGGGAGUAUAUUAACGGUGAAUGUCAAUGUAAUCCAGGAUGGAAAGGCAAGGAAUGCUCCUUGAGACAUGAUGAAUGCGAAGUGCCCGAUUGCAAUGGGCAUGGUCACUGUGUUAAUGGAAAAUGCGCAUGCGUGCGUGGUUAUAAAGGGAAAUUUUGUGAAGAGGUCGACUGUCCUCAUCCGACAUGCUCAGGGCACGGCUUCUGUAUAGAAGGGACCUGCUUCUGUAAAAAAGGAUGGAAAGGCUUAGACUGCGGAGAGACCGACAAAGAGGCAUUACAGUGUCUGCCCGACUGUUCCGGGCACGGAACGUUUGACUUAGAAACACAGACUUGUACCUGUGAAUCUCGAUGGUCGGGUGACGACUGCUCAAAAGAACUGUGCGAUUUAGACUGUGGUUCUCACGGUCGUUGCAUCUCAGACACGUGCCAGUGUGAGCCGGGGUGGACAGGCGACUACUGCAAUUUGAAACAAUGCGAUGCGCGGUGUAACGAGCACGGUCAGUGCAAGAACGGAACUUGUUUAUGCGUGACCGGAUGGAACGGAAAGCAUUGCACUCUCGAGGGUUGCCCUAACACUUGCUCGUCUCACGGACAGUGCAGGUUUAACGCUGAGAAUUCGUGGGAGUGCCGCUGUGAUAGCGGCUGGGACGGAAAGGAUUGUAGCGUGCUUCUCGAACAGAACUGCAGCGACGGCCGCGAUAAUGACAAAGAUGGAUUAGUCGACUGCGAAGAUCCCGAGUGUUGCUCGAACCAUCUUUGUCGAACCUCACAGUUGUGUGUGUCUGCCCCGAAACCGAUAGAUAUUCUUCUGCGCAAACAACCGCCGGCGAUUACGGCCUCGUUCUUUGAGCGUAUGAAAUUUUUGAUCGACGAGGGCAGCUUACAGAAUUACGCCCGCCAGGAGACAUUUAACGAAAGCGUAUUUUGGAAUCACUUCAAUACAAGUCGGUCGGCGGUAAUUAGAGGGCGAGUUACGACUCAAAUGGGUACAGGACUGAUGGGCGUAAGGGUUAGCACGAAUACUCCAUUGGAAGGCUUUACCUUAACCAGAGAUGACGGUUGGUUCGAUCUUCUUGUAAACGGAGGAGGAGCGGUCACCCUUCAAUUUGGAAGACAACCCUUUAGACCCGAAAAGCACAUCGUAUUCGUGCCGUGGAACGAAGUCGUAAUAAUCGACGAUGUUAUAAUGAAUAUCGGAGAGGACAAAGGUAUAGUGAAUAUACCUCAGCCGUGUUCCGCGCACAAUUACGAAACAAUGAAACCCGUGGUCCUGGCGACGUGGAAGCACGGAUUUCAAGGGGCCUGCCCGGAUAAGAGCGCCAUUUUGGCCGAAUCUCAAGUUGUGCAAGAGAGCUUGCAAAUUCCGGGCACCGGAUUAAAUUUGGUUUAUCACAGCUCGCGAACGGCCGGCUACCUUUCGACCAUACAGCUACAGCUAACUCCCGACGUUAUUCCGCCGACACUCAACCUGAUCCAUUUACGUAUUACGAUUGAGGGAAUACUAUUUGAGAAAGUCUUCGAAGCUGAUCCCAUUAUCAAAUUCACCUACGCUUGGAAUCGGCUGAAUGUUUAUCGGCAGCGAGUUUACGGUGUCACAACGGCGAUGAUUAAGGUAGGGUACGAAUAUAGCGAUUGUAAAAAUGUGAUUUGGGACGUACAAACGACGAAAUUAAGCGGCCACGACAUGAGUAUUUCGGAUGUCGGCGGAUGGAAUUUGGACAUCCAUCAUCGAUAUAACUUCCACGAAGGUAUUCUGCAGAAAGGGGAUGGUGCCAAUAUCUACCUGAAACAUAAGCCCAGAGUGAUUAUAACAACGAUGGGCGACGGUCAUCAAAGGCCUUUGGAAUGUAACGACUGUGAUGGAAUUGCUUCCAAACAAAGACUGUUAGCGCCGGUUGCUUUAGCAACAGCUCCGGAUGGGUCGAUUUUUGUUGGCGAUUUUAACUUGAUUCGAAAAAUUCUCACGGACGGAACAGUGCAAACUGUUGUUAGACUGAAUGCGACAAGAGUUUCAUAUCGCUACCACAUGGCACUAAGUCCACUUGACGGAAUUCUAUACAUAUCAGAUCCGGAAUCGCAUCAAAUUAUCCGCGUUAGAAACAUAAACGAUUUCAGUGAUCCAGAUCGUAACUGGGAGAUUGUCGUCGGUUCAGGAGAACGUUGCUUACCGGGCGACGAGGCGCAUUGCGGAGACGGCGCGUUAGCUCGCGAUGCCAAAUUGGCCUAUCCCAAAGGCGUGGCAGUUUCGGCGGACAAUGUUUUAUACUUCGCCGACGGUACCAACAUCCGAAUGGUCGAUAGAGACGGGAUCAUCACCACGGUAAUUGGAAAUCACAUGCACAAGUCGCAUUGGAAACCUAUUCCUUGCGAGGGGACUUUAAAUAUUGAAGAAGUUCAUCUGCGCUGGCCAACGGAGCUGUCCAUCAACCCCUUGGACAACUCACUGCAUAUAAUAGAUGAUCACAUGAUUCUGCAACUAGCGCCUGAUGGUCGCAUUAAGGUCGUGGCGGGGCGUCCCUUGCAUUGCGCCUCACCAACCACCGAAUACGAUAUGGAACUGGCUACUCACGCGACUCUAGUCAUGCCCCAAAGCAUAGCGUUCAGUCCAACCGGUGACUUAUUCGUAGCCGAAAGUGAUUCGCAGAGAAUCAACAGGGUGCGCAUUAUCGGUACCGAUGGUAAAAUUGCACCGUACGCCGGCGCCGAAUCAAAAUGCAACUGCCUCGAGCGCGGAUGUGACUGUUUCGAAGCCGACCACUACUUAGCCUCGAAUUCGAAAUUCAACACCAUAUCCACAGUCGCCGUAAGCCCAGACGGUAUCGUUCACAUCGGCGAUCAGGCUAACUAUCGAAUCCGUUCAGUGAUGGCGAGCAUACCCGACUCGAGCGCCGCCAGAGAAUACGAAAUAUUCUCCCCGUCCACCCAGGAAAUCUACAUAUUCAACAGAUUCGGCCAACACAUUGCCACUAAAAACAUUUUGACCGGCGAAACGAAUUACCUGUUCACUUAUAACGUUAACACCAACAAUGGCAAGCUGAGUACAGUGACUGACGCUGCCGGAAACAAAGUGUUCUUAUUACGAGACUACUCGAGUCAAGUGAACUCGAUCGAAAACACCAAAGGGCAGAAAUGCCGAUUGAAAAUGUCGCGGAUGAGAAUGUUGCAAGAGCUGGGAACACCCGACAAUUACAAUGUGACAUUCGACUAUCACGGACCUACUGGUCUACUCAAGACUAAGUUAGACAGCAGCGGAAGAAGCUACGUUUACAAUUACGACGAAUUUGGAAGACUGACGUCGGCAGUGACGCCGACGGGUAAAGUGAUCGGCCUUUCGUUCGAUCUCAGCAUCAAAGGAGCUACGGUUAUGGUAAAGCAAAACAACAAGGAUCCCAUUUCGAUCUUAAUUAAGGGGUCGACGGUUUCGACCAAAGUGGGCGAGGCCGAGCAUAAGACUAUACUUUCGGCCGAUGGAAGUGUGACAAGCUCCGCGCCUUGGACGUACAGUGUAGUAACAGAUACCGUACCGUACACUAUUUUGGCCGAGAUUGACCCUCUGCUAGGUGAAAGCUAUCCCGUACCGGCCAAGCAGCACACCGAAAUCGGAGGAGACCUAUCAAACCGAUUCGAGUGGCGCUACUUCCUAAAGAAAACUCAACUCGGCAAAGGAAAGAACCUCGCCCCGAAAACAAUAGCGCAAGUGGGGCGCAAACUUCGAGUGAACGGUGAGAACCUGCUCAGUUUGGAGUACGAUCGCGAGUCUACGUCGGUUUCGGUCUUCAUGGACGACAAAGUCGAGCUAUUGAACGUUACGUACGAUCGUACCUCGCGACCCGUUAAAUGGGGACCGCGCAACGGAAUAUUCGCGGAAGUCGAGCUCGAGUACGACCGCUUUAGUCGACUGACCAGCUGGAAAUGGGGGGAACUGAGCGAGACGUAUGGAUUCGAUCGAGCCGGACGACUGAACGAGAUCAAAUAUGCGGAUGGAUCUUCUAUGAUCUAUGCGUUCAAGGACAUGUUCAGCAGUUUGCCUCUGAAAGUGACAACCCCUCGAGGAUCAGAUUAUUUAUUACAAUAUGACGAAGCGGGCGCCUUGCAAAGCCUGACCACUCCUCGUGGCCACAUCCACACCUUUUCAUUACAAACGUCCCUCGGAUUCUUCAAGUACCAGUAUUUUUCACCGAUGAACCGGCAUCCAUACGAAAUAAUUUAUAACGACGAAGGUCAGAUUUUAGCGAAAGUGUAUCCACAUCAAUCCGGCAAAGUCGCGUACGUUUACGAUCGGUCGGGAAAACUCGAGACGAGUUUGGCCGGGCUAAGUUCGACUCACUACGUUUACCAUGACGCGACUAAUCUGGUUAAAAACGUCGACAUCGUCGAGCCCAACUUCGAGCUGAAGCACGAGUUCAAGUAUCACGCCGGAAUUCUGAAAGAUGAAAAGCUGAAGUUCUUGGGCAAGAGUGGAUUGGAUAACACGCACUACAAGUACCAAUACGAUGGAAACGCGCGACUAUCGGGAAUUGACGUCGAUAUCAACGGUAAGGAAAUGCCCCAGCUGAGACUGAAGUAUAAUCAGAAUCUUGGAAUGCUGGAGGCGAUCAGCGAUUUACGCAUCUAUCGUAAUACAUUCAAUAGAUCGGUGAUGCAAGAUACAAGCAAACAGUUUUUCACGAUCACCGACUUUGACGAGCACGGGCGAAUUAAGUCGAUCUUAAUCAAUAUCAAAUCGUUCGACGUCUACAGGCUUGAGUUGGAGUACGAUCAGAGGAAUCGUAUUAAGACUCAAAAGCUGACGGUGGGGAGAUCAUCAUUUUUGGACAAGAUUACUUACAACGCCGACGGUCACGUUUUGGAGGUUCUGGGCACGAGCAACUGGAAGUAUGUGUUUGACGAAAACGGGAACGUAAUAGGGGUAAUAAAGGAAAAGGAGAAAAUCUCGCUUGGCUACGAUAGCGGGGAUCGUGUCGUGCAGUACGGCGACGUCGAGUUUAACAGUUACGACAGUCGCGGCUUUGUAGUGCGCCGCGGUGAGCAGAAGUACAGGUACAACUCGCACGGCCAAUUGAUCCACGCGUUCGAACGGGACAAAUUCCAAACGUGGUACCACUACGACGACCGAGGACGACUAAUCGCCUGGAACGACGACAAAGGCAACGUUACCCAAUAUUUCUACGCAAACCCAAGCUCACCCGACUUGAUCACCCAUUUACACUUUCCGAAAUCAGGCCGUACCUUCCGGUUCUUGUACGAUCAACGCGAAGUUAUAAUCACAGUGGAAACCUCCGAGCAGAGAUUCUACGUCGCGACCGAUCAAAAUGGUUCUCCCCUCGCCCUUUUCGACACCAACGGAAAUCUAAUCAAGGAAGUUCGACGGACACCUUUCGGCGCAAUUGUGCUAGACACCAACCCGGACUUUUACCUUCCGGUCGAUUUCCACGGCGGCAUUUUCGAUCCGAACACGAAACUGGUAUUCCUCGCCAAAAAGCUGUACGAUCCCACCGUCGGGCAGUGGAUGACGCCGUCGUGGGAGAAACUGGCGACGAAGCUGACGACGCCGACCGACAUUUUUAUAUAUCGAUUUAAGAAUAACGAUCCAAUUAAUCUCAAUACCGACGUGUCUUAUAUGACGCACUUGAACAGCUGGCUGCACGUGUACGGAUACGACAUGAAGAAUAUGCUGGGGUCGGAGUACAUUAGCAAAUUAUUUUAUCAGCCCAAGGCGAUGGUCGCUUCACCGCAGCUCGUACCUGAUUUCGGAGUCAUGUCGGGUCUGCAGUGUAUUGUCGAAAAGAUCAACGAGAAGUUUGGCGAUUUCGGUUUCGUUCCCAAACCGCUUUUGAAGAUGGAGCCGAAAACGAGAAACCUACUUCCAAGGGUGGCGUAUCGAAAGUCGGUGUUCGGCGAAGGUGUUUUAAUAUCGCGAGUGAGCGGACGUGCGCUUGUAAGUGUCGUUGAGGGCGUAAACGGUGUGGUACAAGACGUAGUGACCUCGGUCUUCAAUAACUCCUUCUUUUUGGAGCUGCACUUUAGCAUUCACGAUCAGGACGUAUUCUAUUUCGUUAAAGACAACGUGCUGAAGAUCAGGGACGACUUGGACGAACUGAAGCGACUGGGCGGAAUGUUUAAUGUUACGACGCACGAGACGUCCGAUCACGGAACGUCUGGAGGGAAGGAGUUGAGGCUGCACAAUCCCGACGCGGUGGUGAUCAUUAAGUACGGCGCCGAUCCCGAUCAGGAACGACAUAGGAUUCUGAAACACGCCCAUAAACGAGCGGUCGAACGAGCUUGGGAGGUGGAGAAACAAUUGGUGGCCGCCGGUUUCCAAGGGCGCGGCGACUGGACCGAAGAAGAAAAGGAAGAACUGAUAUCGCACGGUGACGUGGAUGGCUACGAGGGCGUCGACAUACACAGCGUUCACAAAUACCCACAGCUAGCCGACGACCCUGGCAACGUCGCCUUCCAAAGAGACACUAAGCGAAAACGCCGAAAAAGUGGGCCGAGAAAGUCGAGAAUACACCGGCACGAGUCGUGAUUGAAGGAAGUCUUUAGUAGCUAUUCGACGGUGUAAUUAACUAAAGUACGUCACAAAUAUUUUUAAUGUGCCAUAAGUGAACAUCAACUAAGUAAUAAUAAAAUCCUAGUCGUUCUUACAACCUCUAAAUGCAGAAUUAUUUUUAAAUAAAUAACGUAUUUUUAAUAAAACCCAAAACGAGGUUAUUUUGAUAACAACAAUGAAUAAAUAGUCCAUACGACGUGACGGGGUCACGAAAAACGCGAGAAGGCCUAUGAGAGCGUGAACUGAUGAAUAUUCUUACACAGGGUGUACGAGUAAAAUGAACCACUAAGAGUGAUCUUCUGUAUAUUUCCGAGAAUUCUUCUAUUGUAUAAAGUAUAGUAAAUUUAACAUAAGGCAAUAAGAACUGUAAAUAAGCAGCUUUUUAUAUGAUAAAUAGUGCAGAUAUUAAUGAACUGAAAAAAGUAUGAGUCUGCGUCCGUGUGUGUUUUAUUUCGCUUAUUCCACAAUUAUUUGUGAUGUCGAAUACUUCUGAACUAAAGAGAAUAGAGUAACAGUAAAUAGAUAAUCCGUACUACGUGUAAAUAUGUAACGAUAAUUUUUUAUGUUUGUCGAUUUUAUCCUGGUGCUUGUCUACCGCUACCUUCCAAACACUAGAAAACUGGGCCGUAACGAAUGUAUUGUAUAGGUCCAUUGAUCAUUAGAAUAGCGUACUUUAGAUAUAUAUUGUAUACAUGGAAAACGUACGUACACUUCACUUUAACUGUCUAUUUGCCGGUAAUACAUAAUAAUAUGUAAUUAUUUCUUUGCGAUAGUUUACUCAUACUAUAAUCAAAUAGGUACAGCUGUUGUAAUGAUAAAUGACCUUCGAUAGAUUUAACUAAUUAUCAUAUAUGUGAAUUAUCGUUUGAUCAUUUUAACGAGAAAAAAAAGAAUAAGUUGGGGCAGGCAUUUUGCCAACGUGGAAAAGUGAUAUUUUUUCAAAAAUGUGACUAACAAAGAAAGCAAUACUUUGUAUCGUAUAUAAUUAUAUAUAUUUUAAUUGAUAAUCAAUAUUGUAUGUGCAAUUGUUGUGUGGUUGUUCGCAGCCAGCACCGGUAACAAUUAUAAAUUAUGAACAUAAUUGUGGGCGAUUUAUUAUUACGUUUUAUGUAAUGUAUAGGUAUAUAAAUUUAUUCUGUAUAUUGUUUUUUAAUAUGUAAAUAUAUUUUGUUCUAUUCAAUGA
Messenger RNA from Photinus pyralis (common eastern firefly), 9271 nucleotides. RefSeq names its product teneurin-m (gene Ten-m). NCBI's taxonomy places the organism in Eukaryota, Metazoa, Arthropoda, Insecta, Coleoptera, Lampyridae. The coding region runs from base 16 to 8064 and encodes 2682 amino acids. The transcript is spliced from 18 exons. Gene Ontology annotation, biological process: motor neuron axon guidance. The record is from RefSeq and is a predicted model, not a curated record.